Molecule: messenger RNA, 1965 nt
Organism: Perkinsus marinus ATCC 50983
Lineage: Eukaryota; Perkinsozoa; Perkinsida; Perkinsidae
Exons: 21
Coding region: 1-1965 (654 amino acids)
Biological process (GO): translational initiation
Molecular function (GO): translation initiation factor activity
Source: RefSeq, a predicted model, not a curated record
AUGGUGUCGACUAAGAGUAAAUUACCAAUAUGUGGAUUCCAAGUGGAAUGUACUAAGAAGGGUGCACCACCAAUAAAGAUAGAGAAAAGGAAUAAGGGGAAGAAGGUAACUGUUAUUACUAAUGUUAAUGGUGAUAAUAGGAAGUUAGUAACCCAUCUUAAGACCAUAUUAGGUGUAGGAGGGACUACACAAGGGAAUACUACGGUAGAGAUACAGGGUGAUCAUAUUGAUCAAGUAGUGGUUGAAUUAAAACGAUUACAUGCUAUUAAAGGAAUGAAGACAACGGAUGAUAGUGAUGAUACUAGUAGUACUGAUAAAAGGGGUAAGAAGAAGAAGACAGAAGAGGUUACUACAGUAUCUACCCAUACUGGGUAUGAGGAUUUCCUUAAGGAGACAUCUAGAGGCAAGAGUAGGAAAGUAGAGGAUUACAACUAUGAUGCUUUACCUAUGCCUGAGUCCUGUAAGAAGCUGCAUGGUCUCGAUUGGAUAUAUUGUACACGUAAUAAUGCUGAGGAGGGUGAUUGCCAUGAUGUUGACUUAUCUGAUGUAUUUGAUGAUUAUGAUCACUUCUAUAAUACAAAGAAGGGAACGGCCAUCAUGAGGAUGAGGAUGACUGAUAACGAAUUAGAUAAGGCCUAUCAUAAUCUGGGUAUGGCUGCGGAGACUGGUCCGGCUAUAUUCGAUUUUGAUGAGGAAAAGGUUAAAAGACAGGAGAAGUUAAUAGAGCAACAAGAGGAAUUAAGGAAGAAUAAUCUAAUAGCUAGAGAGGCUAGAUUGGCUGAGAUUGAGGAGGAGGAUAGAGUACAUAAGGAGAGGAUGCGAUGGGAACAAAAGGAGAGGGAGAAGAGGAUAUUGGCACGAUAUGAACUAGAACAGAAAAGGAAGGCACAAUGGAGGAAGACUAUAGAGAAGUCAGCAGGAGCUAAGGAGUUAGCAGCUAGACAGGUACACUUUAGAUGGAGACGACAGUUUGACUUUGAUCCCACUAAAGUACAAACAGUUGAAUCUGGGAGGAAAGGGAGAGUUAUGGUAGUAUUGGAUAAGACUAGUGAUGACCCUACACGUGAUGGUACAGGGGAUAAGCUUACUCCAGAGAGUCUUGAGGCUUUGUUCGAAUUCGUAUCAAUGUUUGAAGGUGUAGAGUGUGUAACAGAAUUGAGUAAUGCAGUAGUAGCUACAUUUAGAACAUCAGAACAAGCUCAACAGUGUAUACUAGUAUCACAAGAUAAUGCUGAUAUACAAGUUACUAGAGCAGCUACUGCAGCUGUUACACAAGGUCUUAAUGUUAGAAAGGUAAAUCCAAUGGUAGCAGCAGAGAGAUAUGGUGAAGUGGUUAAGAUGAAUGAGAAGGCUAGAAGGACAGCUCAGGAAAGGGAGAUAUUUAAUACUCUAUGUGAAGAUAAUAGAGCACUGUUACAUGACCUAGGGCUAACCAGUGAGUCGCCAGUAUUGGCUUCGACAUUCUUCUCAUUCCUGGAUGCUAUGGAUGAUGAUGUCAUAACUCCAUCAUCUAACGUUAUCCCUACAUCAUCAUCAUCACCACUUUAUUAUCGUGAUAAGAAGAGUGUUGCCCAAGCCAAGCCUAGUCAAGAUACAGCAGAAGGUACAAUAGACUUUAGUGGUUACCAACUAAUGAUACCUGCUGGCAUUAAGGAUGAACUAGUCUAUGCUGGUUUAUGGAAUAAUGCCAAGUAUUGGAGUAAGUUUGGUGAGAUGUUAGAUAUAGGUCUACCUGUAGAGGAUAGUCAUCAGAUGGCUAAAGAAUAUGUCGGUGAUUGUCCAGUAUGUGGUAAGACUGGUAUACCCCUUCCCGAUCUCCAACUUUCUCCAUACCAAAUUCCUGUUACUUUACUCGAUAAGACGAGGCAUGUCGUUAAUGAUCUCAAUGGUGGGGAGUAUGGGGCGGUAGUAUCCGGAACAAGAAGACAUCAACUAGAGGAGCUCAAAGACAUGAUGAUGAAGUAG